Molecule: messenger RNA, 2625 nt
Organism: Biomphalaria glabrata
Lineage: Eukaryota; Metazoa; Mollusca; Gastropoda; Planorbidae
Product: sodium/glucose cotransporter 4-like
Exons: 16
Coding region: 605-2431 (608 amino acids)
Biological process (GO): transmembrane transport
Cellular component (GO): plasma membrane
Molecular function (GO): D-glucose:sodium symporter activity
Source: RefSeq, a predicted model, not a curated record
UAUCGCCUGUCUCCUGGUGCUGUCUUGUUCUCUCUCAUCACUUGUGUGGCGUCCCAGCUUUUCAUAGCAUCAUUUUGUUUUUGUGUGUUUACAUUCGUGACCCAUAUAAUUGUCCUGAACAGUGUCCGUGGAGUGACGUGGACCACAAACUAAAAUUAAUUGUGUUUCUAUACUUGUACAGGGGAUUUAGUUAAGCUACUUAAAAUCAUAAUUAGUAAUUUUGUAAUUGUCAUUUCUAUUGUUUAGCAUAAGCAGGGGCUUUGGUGCUGAUGUAAUUUCGGUUAAAGUGAAAUUAAGAGUUAGUUUAAAUAUUGUAUAAAUAGUUUUAUAAAUGUGACUACAGUAGCUAAGUAUUUGUUUCUAGUUAACUAAAUAGUGUGGACUAAAUAUUUAGUGUCCAACAUUACAGCAAGCAUAAUGUUACAAAAAAAUAAUGUUCUAUAACUCUUGUUUAACUAAGGAGGAGCGAGUUAACAUUUCAUUUACCAUUCAAACUCUUUGCUUUAUGUUUCUUUAAGAAACAAUUUGGGAUUAACGUUUUUGUGAAUUAGUUUGUUUAAAGACACUUGAUUCUUGGAUAGAAAACUCUCUGGUUUAAAUCAGCAUGAAUUCUGCACCAGGUCUUGACCAUUGGGCUGAUAUUUUGAUAGUCAUUCUUUAUUUUAUAGCAGUACUUAUUGUUGGCUUGUGGUCACUAUGUCGACCAAACAGAGGAAGUAUCAAAAGUUAUUUCUUGGCAGGAAGAGAUUUAUCUUGGUGGCCGUCGAUGUUCCUGGUGGUUGUACUGGCUUGGUUUUUCCUCCCAGUCUAUGUUUCAGCUGGGGUAUACACACUUCCAGAGUUCAUGGCUAAAAGAUUUGGUGGAGCGAGACUUAGAAUUUAUUUGAGUUGUCUGUCGCUAGUACUCUAUAUAGUCACCAAAUUAGCUGUAAGCAUCUAUGCUGGAGGUUUGUUCAUCAAACUAGCGUUAGGAUGGGAUAUGUACAUUUCCAUAGCUGGACUUCUCCUAAUCACUGGCAUAUAUACAGUCAUGGGAGGACUGGCUGCAGUGAUCUACACUGACACAUUUCAAACGUUUAUAAUGACAGUUGGUGCUGUGGUUUUAUCUGUAAUCAGCUUCAAUAAAAUCGGUGGGUACAAACAGCUGGUUCACAGGUACAUGAUGGCAGUACCGUCAGUCACAACUAACGUGACAUCAAGUUGCGGAAGACCCAGGGAGGACGCAUUCCAUUUGUUUCGAGACCCUGUCAACUCGGACAAUCCUUGGCCGGGCAUUCUGUUACAGUCGAGCAUUGGUUGCAUGUGGUACUGGUGCUGUGAUCAGGUCAUAGUUCAGAGGUCACUUGCAGCAAAAAAUCUGAGCCAUGCCAAAGGAGGCUCUUUACUAGCAGGAUACUUGAAACUUACUCCAUUAUUCUUCAUGGUGUUUCCAGGAAUGAUCAGCAGAGCUUUAUAUCCAGAUGUCAUAGCUUGUGUUGAUCCUGUCAAGUGCCAGGAAUAUUGUGAGAACCCAGUGGGAUGUUCAAACGUUGCUUACCCAAAACUAGUUCUGGAACUAAUGCCAGUUGGUCUACGUGGAUUAUUGAUGGCGGUUAUGUUAUCUGCCAUCAUGUCAUCCUUAACAUCUAUUUUUAACUCGUCUGCCACUUUGUUUACCAUGGAUCUUUGGCGGAGAGUCAGAAAUCAUGCAUCUGAAAGAGAAUUACUCAUAGUUGGCAGACUAUUUAUUCUCCUGCUGUGUGGUGUGGCAAUCCUGUGGAUUCCUAUGGUGAAAUCGUCUCAAGGGGGACAACUAUUUAAUUAUAUACAAGCUGUGCAGGGUUAUCUAGGGACACCUAUAGGAGCGCUGUUUUUGGCAGCGAUACUAUGGAAACGAAUGAAUGAGAGGGGAGCUUUCUUUGGACUUCUUAGUGGACACGCAGCUGGUGUCAUUCGAAUGGUCAUCGAUUUCGCUUAUCCAGCCCCACAGUGUGGAGAAGUUGACACUCGUCCAGUCAUACUUAGCGCUGUCCAUUAUACUUACUUUGGAAGUAUUAACCUGAUCAUUACAGCACUGGCCAUUGUCAUCUUCUCUUACACAGCACCUGCUCAAGACGAGGAACAGCUGUAUGCAGUUACCUGGUGGACAAGAGUGGACAGAAAGAGUCAGACAAACAGACACACAGAUCUAACACUCCAGGAAGAUGACACACUGUCAGAAAGUUCGCAACAAACGCCCACGACAGAAGCAGGCAUUAGUAGAUGGCAACGAUGGUUUAACUUCGCAUGUGGUAUUCCCUCGAGCACUGCAAAGAUCAAGGAAGCUCCGGAAAUCAGCAUCGCCCAACGGAGAAGCUUUCUGUUAGAGACAUCCAAGUGGAGAGGUUUCCUCAAUAUAAAUGCAACAAUUGGCCUGGUUGUAAUGGCGUUUCUUAUCGGCUAUUUUCAUUAACUUCUUUCAUCUAUUUCUUUAUUGUUCACUUUGAUUUUGUACAAAUAUUGUUCAUUAUUUGGCUGUAUAGAACCAUUUACAAAACAUUAAAGUUGAGAGGGAAAGACAGAGAGAGAGAGAGAGAGAGAGCAGUUAUGAGGCUAUUAAAUGUAUACAUGCUUAACGAAUUAAAUUAAAAGGGCAUUUUAUUUAAA